This is a messenger RNA of Nannochloropsis gaditana CCMP526, 1216 nucleotides long. RefSeq names its product UDP-glucuronate 4-epimerase. The transcript has a single exon. The annotation marks the transcript as partial. The record is from RefSeq and is a predicted model, not a curated record.
AGCACUGUCUUACAGGACACAGUGUCUCGCGCGACAGUUCUAUAUAUAUAAAAGCAAGGUUUGGCGUCUUGAUAAAGAAAUGGCACUUGUAAAGCGCGUCUGUAGAACAGCAGCCAUCAUGGUCCUGAGCUCGAUGAUCUUUUGGGGACUUAUAACCUACUUUACACUGCAACACAUGCUUGAGGAUGAUUCGAAUGAGCCUUUCAAUUUUAUUUCUACAGAGGAAGAUGUCAAUUACACAGAAGGAAGAGUCGCAUCCUUAGAUCUUGAAAACGCAACAGUUCUGAUAACAGGCAUUGCGGGAUUUAUAGGAUAUUCAGUAGCCUCUAAACUUCUCGACCGAGAGACUUGUAAUAUUGUUGGCGUUGAUAAUUUCAACGAUUACUACGAUGUAUCAUUGAAGUAUAAGCGAGCAGACUUAUUGAGUUACUGGGAUAAGGUACGCAUAAUUGAAGGGGAUGCAUGUAAUGCUACCCUUAUGCGGAACGUUCUGGAAGAGUACAAGGUGACCCAUGUACUACAUUUAGCAGCUCAAGCUGGUGUGCGAUAUUCGUUGGAAAACCCGUUAACCUACGUACGCAAUAACAUUCAAUGCUUUGUUGUCCUCCUCGAAGAGCUUAGACGCGUCAAAGCGAAUUCCGAAAAUGGUUUCGUCCCUCAUCUUGUGUAUGCGUCGUCAUCCAGUGUCUACGGCGGCAAUAAAAAGGUGCCCUUCGAAGAGAUUGAUCCUGUUGAAAAUCCCUCGAGCCUUUAUGGCCUGACAAAACGAGUAAAUGAGCUUCUAGCGCUGGUGUACUCUCGGAAUUUUGGUAUUUCUUCUCUAGGUCUACGAUUUUUUACUGUGUAUGGUCCCUGGGGCCGGCCUGACAUGGCGCCAUACAAGUUUACUGAAAGCAUCCUUAAAGGAGGGAAUAUUACAGUGUUCAAUCAUGGAAAAAUGGCUCGAGAUUUUACAUACAUUGAUGAUAUUGUAUCGGGAAUAAGUGCUGCGCUAGAAUACCAGCCAUCUUCUCCGCUGAUUUUGAAUCUGGGUCAUGGCAAUCCCGAGAACGUUCUCGAUUUGGUCAAAAUAAUUGAAAAUUAUACAGGACGGCCUGCAAAGCUUCAGUUCAUGGAAUCCAUUGUCGAUUUGCCUCUAACUUCUGCUUCAGUCAAGAAGGCGAAGAAGCUUCUAUCGUACUCCCCACGCGUGAGUCUGAGAGAGGGCAUGCAAAGC